Hylaeus anthracinus is the source of this 6237-nucleotide messenger RNA. Its product is annotated as monocarboxylate transporter 10-like. Gene Ontology annotation, biological process: transmembrane transport. Bases 29 to 2152 code for a protein of 707 amino acids. The transcript is spliced from 10 exons. Gene Ontology annotation, molecular function: monocarboxylic acid transmembrane transporter activity. NCBI's taxonomy places the organism in Eukaryota, Metazoa, Arthropoda, Insecta, Hymenoptera, Colletidae. The record is from RefSeq and is a predicted model, not a curated record.
UCAGUGAAAUGCACGGUCUGCCGUGAAAAUGCUGGUCGACGACUGCGGCAGCGGGAUGGGGUGGACAUCGGCCAGCGUCCGCGGGGGUUGGUCCACCCCAGGCGGUUGCAGAAAUUCCUCGAUGAGCUUCGGGGGUAGCGUGCCCUCGCUGCACGCUGCCGGUUCGAUAAGAUCCCUGCGAUCCCAGCACUCUAUGCAGAGGACGUCGGCGCAGAUUCAACGCGAAUACGCCGGUUACAUUCACCGAUGCAUUGCAGGACUUUCUUUUUCUCAGGCCGUGCCGGAGACACCGCGGAGAUGCAUGCACUGCCACCCGGUACACGUGCCGAGCACCCCGAACAAUUACAUGCACCAUCCCCCGAUGCAGUAUUACACGCCGAACCACUGCCCCGAGCCCAGGACCGGCGUCUAUACUCCUCAUCGAGGAAGUUCUUAUCACGGCGACACUCGGAUGCGUUACAUGGAUCCCGAGGGCAGCAUAAUUGGUAACAACAAUUGGGUGCUCGGAGACUUAAGGAGCCUUCAUCGCUGCGUGCCAGCCACCAUUCGUCGGCCAGGCAUAGACGUCGCCGGCAUGCGGACGCAUUUCUAUCCAGAGGGAGGCUGGGGUUGGCUGGUCUGCGCAGCCGGCUUCCUCGCCCUGUUGCUCACUACUGGAAUGCAGCUCGCUUUCGGGCUUCUUCACGUUCAUGCCGCUCGACACUUCGGCGAGGAACACCAUAUGGAUUUGGCGUGGGUGGGAGCGUUGAGUGCUGCGGUCUCCCGUGGUUCGGCUCCAUUGGUCGUCGGCGCGUGUCGUCGAGGAAGUACAAGGCUUACGGCAGUGAUUGGCGGUCUCGUGCUGGCAUUGGCGUCCCUCUUCACCUCGUUCGCCGUCGAGGUGCACCAGGUACUCCUUAGCUACGGGCUCGUGCUGGGAACCGGUGCUGGCCUCGUGAGAGAAACUGCCGGUCUGGUGCUGGGCCAUUACUUCAGAAAACGACGAGAGUUCGUCGAGAUGGUAGUGCAAGCUGGCGCGGGAGUGGGAAUAGUACUCUUCAGCGUCUUCUACAGGGAGGCUGUCGGAAAGCUGGGCUGGGAACGUGGUAUGCAGUCCGUAACCGGAGCUCUCUCGCUGGCCUUCUUCCUGGGCUUGAUUUACAGGAGUGCUUCGCUCUAUCAUCCCCAACGACGGGCCAUAUUACACCUAAAGAAUCAACGGGGUAAACUGAAAGAGAAGAAGACCGCGACUAGAGUGCCCAGGCAGCCGUGGGUGGAUCUCAGUCCGCUGGGAAGUCGUCCUGUCAGAAUGUUAAUGCUCGCCGCUGGAGCCGCUGGUUUCGGCCUUUACACUCCUGCAUUUUACAUCGCUGUCCAGGGACACAAAGAUGGCUUGGAGGCGAGCGCCGUGGUGCUCCUACAGACUUGCUUGGGCUUGGCUGCGGCGCUAGGCUGUGCGGCUUGGGGGGUUGUUACCGCCAGACCAUCUGCUCAGUGUCUGGUGUCCAGGCAAUAUCUCUGCCAGGCGGCACUUCUAGGAGUUGCCAUAGCACAGGUGGCAUUGGGCAGUGUACAGGGUUAUCACGGACUGGUCCUGGCGUCUGGUCUCUACGGUGCUUCUCUCGGCGGUGCCCUUUAUUCUUUGAAAAUGCUGGCCCUCGAAAGACUGAGGGCGAGACAUUUCGCACGGUCCUGGGCUCUCGUUCAAGCCGCGGAAGCUCUACCUAUUCUUCUCGGAGUUCCUCUUACCGGUUACAUGAACGCGAACAGCCCAAGGGUGGGUUACUACGCGUGCACGUUAAGUUCCUUGUGCGGUGCAGCGUUACUCUUCCUGGUCGGCUGGGGACGACAGCCCGCGUCCCCGGUUCUCGCAGGUUCUCACCUCGCAACGGGGGUUGUUCCGCCGCCGUGCGCCUGUCCACCACCGCCCAGACCCCGGCUACCCAAGUCUCAAUCGCUUCACGUGCCCCUGGACAUCGAGGAGAACCUGCGAGACAGAGAGAUGGAGAGGAUGCAGCACACCACCGAACACUACUAUCAACCGCAAUUCUACGGGCCCCUGAGACCCAGCAAGAGCGUCCCCGAGGGCCUUAGCCAUCAGGAUUCGUACAGGAGUCGACCGCGACGUCAUCGCGACGUCACGGUUAUCGAACAAAUCACCACUAGCGUCUAAGACUCCGCGAGUGAACCUAUAACAAUGAUUUCGACUUGAAAGUUUAAAAUACUGGUUGACGAUCGAGACUGUGAUCGGAGACGUCGAGGUCUCUCGAAAGUUGUCGACGUUGUCUUUAGGCAAUCGGAUCGAGUAUCGUCGAGAUAGAGGGUUUCGCUGAUUAUGCAACGGAGAGUAUUCGCGCUACAACCAUCGAAACACGAAGAAGAGAAAAGAAGAUUCGUAGCGACAUGCCUCGAAUAUUCGAUUCCGAGACAUCGAGAGACUUUAUCGAUACGAGGAGCUUCGCGACUGUACAUGAUUCAGGACUGCUGUAUAAAGAGGCGCGAAGUAUGUACCUAUAGAUUGUGCUUUCUAUGAGAUACGAGAAAUAAAAGAAUAGGAACGUUCCGAUCAAAAUUCAUAUAUGAAUCUCUUAGGGGUAAUGUUUGGAGUAGAAGAGAGCUCGAAUCAAAAAGAAACACUGAUCGAAAACGUGAAACUAUUUUUUUUUUUUUUUUUUUUUUGGUUUAUUUAUUAUUAGAUUAUUAAUGUGCACACGGCCUGAAGAAAUCAAUCGUUUAUUCUUCUUUUUACUCGGGCCUCUGUGGUUUUAGUGCUACAAUUACUGCGUGCCCUGUCGAGAGCAGCAAAGCAAGCUCGUCGGUUCGGUCGAUCGAGGCGAUCUUUUGUGAGCGCCGAUAUCCGUGAACAAUGCCGAAGCUGUUAUCGCGACACGGUAUUUGGACCACAGGGGCCGACAUCAAAAUCUCGCAUCAUCGGAAAUUCGAUUCAACUCGAUGGCGCGCGGCUGGACUGAUUGGCAAAUGACGGGGCAGGGAUGCGUGUCAACGCCAUCGAGCCUCGUAUAAGGUUACCGCCGAUUAAACUACGGCGAUUGCGUUCGUCGGUAAAUUUCGAAUUCACGUGUUCAUCGGGUGUUUGUUUACGGCAUACCGUACUUCGCGAUUCGACGCAAAUCGAAACUUGAUCGCCAGCGGCGAUACUUUGAGGAUACGGGACGUCGCGUUCGCCGGAAAAUUGGUUUGGAUUUUUUCGAUUCGAUCUCGUAGUAAACACGCGGGAACAAUUUGGUCGAAUCAUGCCGAGAGUUGCAUUCCAGUCCAGCUAAGCUUCUUUAGACCGGAGUGCACACUGAGUGCGCAGAUUUCCCUAAAUCGUUCAGGUAAGUUUUAUUACAGUAAAAUAUCAUUCGCGCGUAGGUCAGUGUUCGAAGGUAACGAUCGCAGAAAUUGAUCCAAACGAACUUGUUACUGAACCAAAUUAUUACGCACAAGAAACAUACCGCUCGCGGUACGAACGGUGUUGGUUGAAAAAGACGAUGUCUCGCGAGAUGUUUGGAUCCAAACGUUUUUUAAAGGGAUGAUAUUAUUAGCUUAAAAAUGCACCUCCGAUACCGUUGUUAAUCAAAAUGACUUUUACAAUCAAACGCGAAUGGAAGGGAACUGUGAGAAAAUUAGGAAAAUGAAUCUUAGAUUGUUGAAGCACCGUGAAGAGGUUUUAUGCUAAAUACACGAUGGUAUUUAUGUGUAUGUAAAUGGAAUUUAUGUAGUCUAUCCGAUCUACGAUUAAAGUAUCAAAGUAAGUUAGGGAAAUACUUAUUCGUGUUAAUGGUUUCUUAGUUACGAUAUUACUGCGAGGGAAGUAUCUGUCUCUCCGUGAUGUACCAUGAAUUAUCAGUUUCGAUAUAUGUCUAGGUAUUUUCGCUAAUUUUUGAAAUUAACUCUUCGUAACGUUUUUCGAAUAUCGAUCUCGCGAAAUUGUUAAGAAUAACUUGCUCCUGCUGUUCUCGCAUCGCACGAAAUUCCAGACUUUCGAAUAUUUUACCGCUUCCAAUACUUGAAAGAGUUGAUCGUCGACGCUCUAGGUAAAUUUUGAAAAAUUUCCAUCUUUUAAAAUUUCACUGAUAUCCGAAGCGAAAGCGUACCAAUGAUCCAGUAACUCUCGUCGAAUCGUUUUGCGUUUUUGAACUUUAAGCGAUUGAAAAUUAAUAUUUAGAAAUACCUUCUCGCGUGAAUAUCGUGCGUGCCAAUUGUUACGAGUGGAUCGAUAUUUCCCUCCCGUGUGUGUUCACAAAGUAACACUUAGAUAUUAAAGAAAAAAAAAAAAAAAACAAAAAGAAAGAAAGAGAGAAUGAGAAAUCGGCGGUAUGGGCAAAGUUAAGUUUCUAGAGAGAAAAAUAUAUUAGAAAAUGGAGCUGGUCUCCAAGAUCGCCACAUGAAUCGCUAGAGACUUCGUUUAUGUUUAAGAUACAGUACGUAGAAACCUCGAAAGUAAGUACAAUUUAGGAACAAUUAUUACAUAUUGUAUUCAACAGAAACAAACAAAUCAAAUACCCAUUUGUGACGAAGCAAGUGAUUACGAUGUUCUCGUCUCGUCGACAAAUGUUUCUACACGUAACUCGUCGCGUAUGUAUCUGGAAGCUCAAUCGUCGCGGUCGUCUCUGUUAGGGGGACAGUUACUAUUUCCUUUCUAAUGUCUGUAACGGGAAACAAACUCGAGAAAGUUUCGACGAAAAAUUGUACACCCCUCGACAUGUAUUCUAUCCGUAGCUCGUUAAGGACUCGCCCCGAUUCUGAUAGAAAUUGCAACCGAUCGAACGUUAGAGCAUUCUAUUUCCACCAGCGCGUAAAGGAAUGAUCCACAAACUUUUCUACGCCAAUUCAGUCGUCAAACGGUAAAGUGAUUAGUACCUGAAUAUUAGGCGUUCUAAGUUUACACGACUGACGAGCGAUGAUCGUUUGAUUAUAAAAAAAAAAUAAAAAAGAGAGAGAAAUCGUUUUCACAUAAUAGACUUUAUCGUACGUUACGGUUGCCUGAGCCUCUGAAGCGUUUUUCGAAAGAGCAUCGCACUUAACGAAACAUAUGAAAGGAACCAGAAAUACCGCGAAAAUGUUUACCGAGUUUAAGGAAUUGUACGAAUAAUUGUUUAUAUUCUAUACUGUUUAGCCUUCUGAAUCGAGUACUCCUUCAUCAAUUGUCUUCGUUUAUCAAACAAUUUAGACAUCAAAAUCUCGCCUAUUUAAGCAAACGACGCGGAAUGUUGCAUACCGCUGAUGAAUAUAUUUAUUUGAACAAUCGUCGAGGUGUUUACGACUUUCUUCAUUCUUCUCCGUGGUGAAUUGUUCGUAUACUGCCAGUUUUUUUUUAUAGAACACUACCAACAUAAACAUCCUCGACACACACACACACACACACACAAACAGCAUACUUAUAUCUCUCGUUCAACGAUGUUAUUAAAGAUCAGAUAUUUAAAUGUAACUCCGAGUGUGCAACAAGUAAUACGCGAACCAACAAAUUCACUCGUUAUAGAAUUAACUUGUACUCGUAGAAUAACACCAAGAUCGAAUCUCUUUUUUACCCUCGUAGCUUUCUACCUACCACAGACCAGAGAUCUAGUCUGCGAUCUAUACCAAGCAAAAAAUUCAGAAUUCCUACGAUUAGACAGCGACGGGCAAAAUUGUAUCACCCCAGUAUUAUGAUUUUCUUUCGCUUCCCAAAUCUUUGUAUCAACUUGGGAACGUCUUGGAAAAUGUAAACAUUGUAAACCGUAUCUCCGACUUUUAUUCGUGUUCCGUUUCGAUAACUGUGAACGUAACUAAAUGUACGCUUAUAAAACGAGGUGUAAAGUAAAGCUAUAACAGACAGAGAUGAAACGACCGUUGGAAAAGUUGGAGCGGGAGCGUCGUUAAGCCCGUAAGGCGUUAAGAAAAGUUUUUCGCGCGGGAGAACAGACUGUUGAUUUCGAACUGCUAUGUAGACUUGUAUUAAACUUUUGUAGCAGAAAAAGAGGCUGAGCUUUACAGAAAGCAUUUGCACAAUCACGAUAGACUUCGAAAAGGAAAGUCACUUUCAACAUCGACUCUCCUCCCCCCCGAAACUGUUAUAUAAUAUAUAAAUAUAUAUGUAAUUUCGAGGAAUCUCGUACCAGCUUCUUGCAAACCAACAUUUACAAACAAACGUAACUUCUUCACCUUGUAAAUAAAUGCAAGGUCUCCCAAUUACGAAACGUUGAACAUUUUGUAAAGUUUUAUAAAUAGUUCUAUGUAGUUGAACAGCUGGACCAAUAAAACGUAUAUCCGAUU